UACGUACGCAAGAUCCAUCCUUCUGACAAUGGUGCAGCGCACAAGUAAUGCGGAAGUGAUGUCGAUGGACCUUUCACCCAAGAUGCCGGUCAAGGCCUACGGCGGCGACGGCGGCGCCUACUACGACUGGAGCCCCGCCGACCUCCCCAUGCUCGGAGCGGCCUCCAUCGGCGCUGCCAAGCUCCACCUUGCUGCCGGCGGCCUUUCCCUGCCCAGCUACUCGGACUCCGCCAAGGUUGCAUACGUCCUCCAGGGCGCCGGCGUCUGCGGCCUCGUCCUCCCAGAGGCCGCCAAGGAGAAGGUGAUCCCCAUCAAGGAGGGCGACGCGCUCGCGCUCCCUUUCGGCGCCGUCACCUGGUGGCACAACGCCCAGGACUCUUCUGCCGAGCUCGUCGUGCUCUUCCUCGGCGACACGUCCAAGGGGCACGUUCCCGGUAAGUUCACCAACUUCCAGCUCACGGGUGCAACCGGCAUCUUCACCGGCUUCUCCACCGAGUUCGUCGCCCGCGCCUGGGACCUUGACCAGGACUCCGCCGCCAAGCUUGUCUCCACCCAGCUAGGCUCCGGCAUCGUCAAGCUCGCCUCCGGCCACAAGAUGCCGGAGCCGCGCGCCGAAGACAGGAAAGGUAUGGUGCUCAACUGCUUCGAGGCGCCGCUGGACGUCGACAUCAAGGGCGGCGGGCGCGUCGUGGUGCUCAACACGGCCAACUUGCCUCUGGUCAAGGAGGUCGGUCUCGGCGCAGACCUUGUCAGGAUCGACGGUCACUCCAUGUGCUCGCCGGGGUUCUCCUGCGAUUCCGCGUACCAGGUCACCUACAUCGUGCGCGGCAGCGGCCGGGUGCAGGUGGUCGGCAUUGACGGCACCCGGGUGCUGGAGACCCGCGCCGAGGGAGGCUGCCUCUUCAUCGUGCCCAGGUUCUUCGUCGUCUCCAAGAUCGCCGAUGAGACUGGCAUGGAGUGGUUCUCCAUCAUUACCACCCCAAACCCAAUCUUUAGCCACUUGGCGGGGAGGACCUCGGUGUGGAAGGCUAUAUCACCAGCGGUGCUGGAGUCGUCGUUCAACACCACACCCGAGAUGGAGAAGAUGUUCCGCUCGAAGAGGCUCGACUCUGAGAUCUUCUUCGCUCCGAACUAG
This is a messenger RNA of Lolium rigidum, 1135 nucleotides long. Its product is annotated as 12S seed storage globulin 1-like. The transcript is spliced from 2 exons. NCBI's taxonomy places the organism in Eukaryota, Viridiplantae, Streptophyta, Magnoliopsida, Poales, Poaceae. The record is from RefSeq and is a predicted model, not a curated record. Gene Ontology annotation, molecular function: nutrient reservoir activity. The coding region runs from base 29 to 1135 and encodes 368 amino acids.